Microdochium trichocladiopsis is the source of this 1483-nucleotide messenger RNA. RefSeq names its product glycosyl hydrolase catalytic core-domain-containing protein. NCBI's taxonomy places the organism in Eukaryota, Fungi, Ascomycota, Sordariomycetes, Xylariales, Microdochiaceae. The transcript has a single exon. The coding region runs from base 168 to 1376 and encodes 402 amino acids. Gene Ontology annotation, cellular component: fungal-type cell wall. Gene Ontology annotation, biological process: fungal-type cell wall polysaccharide metabolic process. The record is from RefSeq and is a predicted model, not a curated record.
ACGAGGUGGUUGAAUCCUGCAGGCACACGCGUCUACACGUCUUUCUUUGCCCGUCGCCUCUCGUCUCUGCUUGGUUUACUCGAUUCUUUCCGUCUUCUUUCAGGUCGUUCCAUCUCGUCACGCCUCUAUUGCAGCUGCGAUUUGAAUCAAUGCCCUGACGCUGGACAAUGCGCAACCUCUUGUCCACCGCGGGGGCUGUCGUCGCCAGUCUUGCAGUGGCGACACCCCUCCUGGGUCUGAUCCAGCCAGGCUCGGCGCAGCAGACGACAACAGCAGCAUUCCCGGCGCCAUCAUCGAGCUCGCUGCCCGCCUCGAAGCGCGGCGUCUCGUACCACAACGACACUGCGGCCGCCGACUACGACAUCCUCCUCUCCGCCCGAGGCCCCGUCGGCUGGUACUACACGUGGUCGCCUCGCCCGGGGCCCCCCGCCCAGGUCUUCCCCUGGGGCUUCCGAGACAAUGUCGAGUUCGUCCCGACGAUCCACGGCACGGGCAAGCUCGCCUCCGACAUUGCCGACCUCGACAAGCUCAACGCCUCCUCGACCCACCUCUUCAGCUUCAACGAGCCCGACGAGCUCGCCGCCAACGGCGGCAGCCAGCUCAGCCCCCAGGAGGCCGCGGCCGCAUACAUCAGCUCCAUCGUGCCCCUGCGCUCGAGGUUCCGCAUCUCGCACCCCAGCGUGACCGGCUCGCAGCGCGGAUUCGACUGGCUCAUGGCGUUCCACGACGCAUGCUUCAAGAUUGACGCAAAGCAGGGCUGCCCUGCCGAUUUCAUCGUCGUACACUGGUACGGCGGCUUUGACGGGCUUGCCGGGUGGCUCGGCCAGCUGAGAAAGUGGUACACGGAGGCCGGGUACGUCGCUGCCGCAGCAGCUAGUGGAAGUGGUGGUGGUAGUAGUAGUGGUAGUGGUAGUGGCAGUGGCAGGGACGAUACAAAUGCGCUGCCGUUCUGGCUGGGGGAACUGGGCAUCCCCGGGGCGCCGAUGGACGCCAACCUCGCCAUGAUGAGCCAGACGCUGCCAUACCUCGACAACCUGCCGUGGAUCGCCAAGUAUGCGUGGUUCGGCACGUUUCGCCCCGCGCAGGCAAACAACUGGACAGGGGUAGGCGUUGCGUUCUUUGACGACGAGGGCGGCCUGACGGAGCUGGGCUCGACGUUCCUCGGUGGUGCACAGAAGGGUUUCGCGGUCGGCGACAAGGGCAGGGCUCCGCCGACGCCGUCGCCCACGUCUUCACCGACGCCAGCCCCGACAGAUGGAGGAGGUGGCGGUGGUGGUGGUGGAGGCCAGAAUGGUGCUGGCCGCUGUUUUGUAUCUGGCGCGGCGAUGGGGGUGGGCUUCGCAGGCGUGUUUAUCAGCGUGUAUGCAUGGAUGUAAAGGGGGACACGUUUCUGACAGGCAUAGCAAGCGUUGUUGUUUGACGAUACACUUAUGGGCACAAUAAAUGAUCUACUACUCUUAUUCCGACCGGGAGGCAUCUGCGG